AGCACAGCAUGAAAAUGAACCACUGUUACACCAGGAGGGCAGUCACACAGAGAUGGGUGAUAUGAAGUGUCUCCUCCUUUUGCUGUGUGCCGGUGUCACAGUGAGCACAGCUGUGGAUCUGCAGAAGAGAAUUAUUAAUGGUAGUCCAUGUGGAAAUGAAGAGCGCCGGUACCAUGUCAAGUUAAUAGCAUCUAAUGGGAAGAAAGACUUCUUCUGUGGUGGCUCCCUGAUCAGUGAGAGCUAUAUUCUGACUGCAGCUCACUGCUGGAAACAGGGGUGGAAUAUGACUGCAUUAGUAGGAGUGCAUCCAGGUCCACCAGAAGGAGUGAAAAUCACAGAACACCAUAUCUACAAUGACACUAAUGGGAACCAUGACAUCAUGCUGCUGAAGUUACCACAACCCACUCAGAUUCCAUACGUAGCACUUCCUAACGAAAAUAAAUGUAGUAAAUUUCAUAAAAUCCUUCGGACUGCAGGACAUGGAGCCACAAUUAUGGGUCCUGAUCAUAAAAGAGGAAGUGAUAGACCAAAAGAACUCCACUGUGCUGACAUCCCAGUCUUCCAGUGUCCAGACUAUAAAAACUGUCUGCGGAGCAGCCCUUACCGGACAGCUCAGUAUUAUAGCUAUCAACACUUCUUCUGUAGCCAAUCUAAUACUGUGGAUAUUUCUCCAGGUGACUCUGGUGGAGGAGCCGUGCACAAAUGCAGGAUUUACGGGGUCAACGCUUUUGUUGCUAAUGGUACUCAUGCCUGCGUUAACAAAUCUGGAUACAUGGAUGUCUGUGAAUACAUGCCAUGGAUCAAAGACAAAGUGGGUCUUGGUUUUUUUAACAAAGUUAGUAAUAAAGCUUUGUCCAAGUUAGGAGGGAAGUGUCUUAAUCCUUAG
Messenger RNA from Labrus mixtus (cuckoo wrasse), 886 nucleotides. Its product is annotated as trypsin-5-like. The coding region runs from base 53 to 886 and encodes 277 amino acids. The transcript is spliced from 6 exons. Gene Ontology annotation, biological process: proteolysis. Gene Ontology annotation, molecular function: serine-type endopeptidase activity. NCBI's taxonomy places the organism in Eukaryota, Metazoa, Chordata, Actinopteri, Labriformes, Labridae. The record is from RefSeq and is a predicted model, not a curated record.